AUGACUCGUGUUCGCCGGUUCUUGAGUGCUGUUGCUGUUUGCGUCUCGUGCUCCCUCGUGGCUUGUUUAGAGAAGUCUGCGACUGCCGUUAUCUCUGCGGGUUUUCGUCAGAGUAAAAUGAUCAAUGCAUUAUUUCCAUUCACUGCUUCUGCUCAGUGCUCUCUCACAUACAACGCUCGUCGGAGCGAAGCCGUGCUCGUGGCGCCGGAAAAGCCAACGCCUUACGAGCUCAAGCCACUCUCCGACAUCGACGAUCAAUGCGGCCUGCGCUUCUACCGCUCCGGCAUACUCUUCUUCCGCAACAACCCUGCCCAAUCCGGUCGCGACCCGGCCGCAGUCAUAAAGCAGUCCCUCGCCGAGGCCCUCGUCUACUACUACCCCCUCGCGGGCCGCCUUCGUGCUGGCCCCGAUGAUAAGCUUAUUGUCGAGUGCACCGGCGAGGGUGCCGUCUUCGUGGAGGCCGAGGCCGACGUCCGGCUCGAGGACUUUGACGGUGAGCUGAGCCCGCCAAUCCCGUGUAACGACCAACUACUCUGCGAGCCUGAGAGCACCUCUAGCGAUGUCAUCGGCCGGCCCUUGGUCUACAUUCAGGUGACACGGCUCGUAUGCGGAGGGUUCAUCCUCGGCAUCCAGUUGUGCCACUGUAUGGCAGACGCCGUGGGGCUGAUGCAGUUCGUGAUGGCGAUGUUCGAGAUGGCGGCGGGGGCCGCUGAGCCCACCAUACCGCCCGUGUGGGCCCGAGAGAUGCUAAAUGCCCGGUCCCCGCCUUGCGUCACGCACCCGCACCCGGAGUAUGAGGAGGUUCCCGACCCCACCAAGGACCGCAUCUCUCCCGCCGACGUUCUGGCCCACCGGCCUUUCUUCUUCGGUGAGAAGGAGAUGUCGGCAUUGCAUCGCCAGGCGCCCGCUUACCUGCGCGGGACCUGCUCUCGCUUCGACAUGAUCGCCGCCUAUGUCUGGCGGUGCCGCACGAUCGCGUUGGGCUACGAUCCAGAAGACGAAGUCCGAGUACAGUUCGUAGUGAACGCAAGGGGGAAGAGGAACAAUGCGCAGGGCCGAUCCCCGGUGCUCCCUCACGGAUUCUACGGUAACGCUUUCGUGUUCACGGUGGCAUCGUCAACCGCAGGGGAGCUGUGUCGGAAGCCAUUCAGCUACGCACUUGAGCUGGUGGCGGCCGCGAAGGCGCGGUCGGCAGCUGAUGACCACUUGCAGUCGGUGGCCGACCUCAUGGUGCUGAAAGGGCGGCCGCGGUUCGCGACGGCGCGAACUUACUUGGUUUCCGACCUGACGAAAAUGGGGUUGGACGAACUCGACUUCGGGUGGGGGACGGUGGUAUACGCUGGUCCCGCGACCGCGAUGUUGGCCACAUUCCACUUACCAGCGCGGAGCGCCGAAGGGGAAAGGGGGAUACUGGUGCCGGUGCGGCUUCCGGAGUUUGCGAUAGAGAGAUUCGUGGCGGAGAUGGAGAGGGGGAUAUUGAUGAUGGAGGGGGAGAGCCAUGGCUAUGGAGGCCGACAAUAUGCCACGGUUGGGUCCACGUGCAUGGCCAUGUCCAAAAUGUAG
Messenger RNA from Ananas comosus (pineapple), 1563 nucleotides. Its product is annotated as benzyl alcohol O-benzoyltransferase-like. The record is from RefSeq and is a predicted model, not a curated record. NCBI's taxonomy places the organism in Eukaryota, Viridiplantae, Streptophyta, Magnoliopsida, Poales, Bromeliaceae. The transcript is spliced from 4 exons. Bases 1 to 1563 code for a protein of 520 amino acids.